Asparagus officinalis (garden asparagus) is the source of this 1965-nucleotide messenger RNA. RefSeq names its product phosphoethanolamine N-methyltransferase 1-like. NCBI's taxonomy places the organism in Eukaryota, Viridiplantae, Streptophyta, Magnoliopsida, Asparagales, Asparagaceae. Gene Ontology annotation, molecular function: phosphoethanolamine N-methyltransferase activity. The transcript has 12 exons. The record is from RefSeq and is a predicted model, not a curated record. Bases 195 to 1673 code for a protein of 492 amino acids. Gene Ontology annotation, biological process: phosphatidylcholine biosynthetic process.
CAGCCUCGCUCGUUGAUCCAUUCCUUCUCCCGAUUCAAUCGCAUCGGUAAUCGGAGGCGGCGGCUUAUGCAUCAGAAAGGGCGAUCUUACAACCGUCGAUCCCGGAGCUUCUCAAGAUCUCGACUCGCGAUCGAGGGAUCUUAGUUAUCUAAAAGCCUAGUUCAGAUCUCGAAAACCCUACCCAGAUUUCAUAAAUGGCAGCAGCUCAGGGGGAAGCGGAGCGCGAGAUUCAGAAAAGCUACUGGAUGGAGCAUUCCAAGGAUCUGUCGGUUGAGGCGAUGAUGCUUGAUUCGCGGGCCUCGGAUCUUGAUAAAGAGGAGAGGCCUGAGGUCCUUUCUUUACUUCCACCAUACAAAGGGAAAUCUGUUUUGGAACUAGGGGCAGGUAUUGGUCGUUUUACUGGUGAACUGGCCAAAGAAGCCGGUCAUAUUCUAGCUAUGGAUUUCAUUGAAAGUGCGAUUAAGAAGAACGAAAGUAUAAAUGGACAUUUCGAGAAUGCAAGCUUUAAAUGCGCGGAUGUAACAUCUCCAGACUUGCAAAUUGAACCGGAAUCUGUGGAUUUGAUUUUCUCAAACUGGUUGCUGAUGUAUCUAUCAGAUAUCGAGGUUGAAAAGCUAGCUGAAAGGAUGGUAAAAUGGUUGAAAGUUGGUGGGUUUAUUUUCUUCAGGGAGUCUUGUUUCCAUCAAUCUGGAGAUUCUAAGAGGAAAGUCAACCCUACGCACUAUCGCGAGCCAAGGUUUUAUACAAAGGUAUUUAAGGAAUGCCACGCUUAUGAUCAGCAGGGGAAUUCCUUUGAACUCUCAUUAAUUACUUACAAGUGCAUUAGAGCAUAUGUCAAGAACAAGAAAAACCAGAAUCAGAUCUGCUGGAUGUGGCAGAAGGUCAAAUCAGAUGAUGACAGGGGAUUUCAACGUUUUCUAGACAAUGUACAAUACAAGACCAAUGGAAUACUACGCUAUGAACGUGUUUUUGGAGAAGGUUUUGUGAGCACUGGAGGAAUCGACACUACGAAGGAAUUUGUGGCAAAACUUGAACUUAAGCCAGGGCAAAAAGUUCUUGACGUGGGAUGUGGCAUUGGCGGUGGUGACUUCUAUAUGGCUGAAAAUUUUGAUGUUGAUGUGAUUGGCAUUGAUCUUUCUGUCAAUAUGGUUUCUUUUGCACUUGAACGGGCUAUCGGACGUAAAUGCUCUGUGGAAUUUGAAGUUUCUGAUUGUACAAAGAAAAUUUAUCCGGAUAACACAUUUGAUGUGAUCUACAGUCGCGAUACUAUCCUUCACAUCCAGGAUAAGCCAGCACUAUUCAGAGACUUCUUCAAGUGGUUGAAACCAGGUGGAAAAGUUCUCAUUAGUGAUUACUGCAGGAAGUCUGGGAGGCCAUCCGAAGAAUUCGCAGAGUAUAUCAAACAAAGGGGUUAUGAUUUACAUGAUGUAGAAGCUUAUGGCCAGAUGCUUAAAGAUGUUGGUUUUCAUGAGGUUAUUGCAGAAGACCGAACAGAACAGUUUCUGAAAGUUCUGCAAAGGGAGUUGGAUGCAACUGAGAAGGAUAAGGAUGCAUUCAUCAGAGAUUUCUCACAGGAGGAUUAUGAUGAAAUUGUCAACGGUUGGAAGUCGAAGCUCAAGAGAAGUUCGAUGGGCGAGCAGAGAUGGGGACUAUUCAUCGCGAAAAAGAAAUAGGCUCUGCAUUGACCUAAUAAGGCAUGAUCAAUGUGCCAGUAUCUAUUUAUCUAGUUGAAGGUGUAACUUUUGACCGCAUGAGAUUUCCUUUGAAUAUUAAUGAGUUUUGUGUGGCUUUAUUAGCCACGUCGUAAGCCAACCCAGUGUGAUGUGUCCUGUGUAAUGUUAUUUAUUUCAUGUAUCUUGUAGGCUAUUAAGAAGAAAAUCUUAUCCCGGUUCUUAGUUUAAGCUUGAAUGUUACCCUAAACCUGUCUUAAUUAUGAAUAAAGAAUGUAUCCUCUUGUGAUCUUUA